AUGCCUUUCAAGCAGAACAACGACGACUCUGUCACCCUCACUCAUCCCAGCGGAUCAUCUGCAAAGGUCCUCCUCUACGGCGCUACCGUUAUCUCAUGGGAAGUUGAAGGCAAGGAGCGUCUCUUCCUCAGUUCCAAGGCCAAGUUGGACGGAACCAAGGCUGUACGUGGAGGUAUCCCUCUUGUCUUCCCCGUCUUCGGUAAAGCUACAGAAGGACCCGCUGCCGCCCUACCUCAGCAUGGUUUCGCUCGCACCUCAACCUGGGAGCUUCUCGGCAUCAAGAAUGACAACGACGAUGUAGUGGCUGUGCAAUUCGGUCUUGAGGUCGAGAACAUUGAUCUCGAAGCACAGAAACAAUGGCCAUACAAGUUUGGAUUGAUCUACACCGUCGAGUUGGGCAAGGACACACUGAAGAACACUAUGGAGAUCCGAAAUGAUGCUGAUGCUGAGGACUUUGACUUCCAAAUCCUCUUCCACUCAUACCUGGCCGUUGGGGACGUUUCGGAUGUUGAGGUCAAGGGACUUGAGAAGGUGGAUUACAGAGAUAAGACUCAGGGCGGUAAGGUCUUGACUCAGGCCGCCGAGUCUGAGGCUCGUCUUGACAUUACCUCCGAGACUGACCGUCUCUACGUCGCUCCUUCAGGGACCAGCACUACCGUCCUCGAGAAGGAUCAGGCCGUUGUCGAGGUCCAGAGGCAGAACUUGAAGGACGUCGUCGUGUGGAACCCAUGGGAGAAGGCACCGCAGAACAUGGGCGAUUUCGGGCCCGAGGAUGGAUGGAAGAGGAUGAUUUGUGUCGAGGCUGGUAGUGUUGCGGAAUGGCAUAAGCUUAAGAAGGGAGACAGCUGGACUGGCUCUCAGGUUCUUAAGGCGUUGCUUUGA
Messenger RNA from Saitoella complicata NRRL Y-17804, 882 nucleotides. Its product is annotated as aldose 1-epimerase. Lineage: Eukaryota; Fungi; Ascomycota; Saitoellomycetes; Saitoellales; Saitoellaceae. The transcript is spliced from 2 exons. The record is from RefSeq and is a predicted model, not a curated record. Gene Ontology annotation, biological process: carbohydrate metabolic process. Gene Ontology annotation, molecular function: carbohydrate binding; isomerase activity. Bases 1 to 882 code for a protein of 293 amino acids.